Molecule: messenger RNA, 3252 nt
Organism: Malassezia restricta
Lineage: Eukaryota; Fungi; Basidiomycota; Malasseziomycetes; Malasseziales; Malasseziaceae
Product: isoleucyl-tRNA synthetase
Exons: 1
Coding region: 1-3252 (1083 amino acids)
Biological process (GO): isoleucyl-tRNA aminoacylation
Molecular function (GO): aminoacyl-tRNA deacylase activity; isoleucine-tRNA ligase activity; tRNA binding
Source: RefSeq, a predicted model, not a curated record
AUGGCGAACCCGGACGCGGUGUUCCCAGAACACGAUGUUUCCAGCCCUUUCAGCUUUUCUAAACAGGAGGAAGAGGUGCUUGCAUACUGGAAUGCCAUCGACGCAUUCAAGACGUCUUUAGAACAGUCCAAGGACCGUAAGCCCUUUUCCUUCUACGAUGGACCGCCGUUCGCUACGGGCUUGCCUCAUUAUGGCCACCUUCUUGCAGGAACAGUGAAGGAUAUCGUGACUCGUUUCGCCCACUCGACCGGUCAUUACGUGGACCGUCGCUUUGGUUGGGACUGUCAUGGUCUGCCUGUUGAGCACGAAAUUGACAAGAAGCUGGGUGUCAAGGGCAAAGAAGACAUCCUUGAAAUGGGCAUCCCCAAGUACAACUCGGAAUGCCGAGCCAUCGUGAUGCGCUAUCAAGCCGAGUGGCGCAAAACGGUCGAGCGCAUGGGUCGCUGGAUUGACUUCGACCAUGGCUACAGGACGAUGGACACCAAUUUCAUGGAAACAGAGUGGUGGGUGUUCAAGUCGUUGUUCGACAAAGGCCAAGUGUAUCGUGGACUGCGCGUCAUGCCGUACUCGAAUGCGUGCACGACGCCUCUUUCCAACUUCGAGGCCGGCAGCAACUACAAGGACGUCCAGGAUCCAGCUAUCACGGUGGCUUUGACGCUCCGCUCUGACCCAUCUACUUCGUUCCUGGCAUGGACGACUACGCCAUGGACUCUUCCGUCCAACUUAGCACUCUGUGUCCAUCCCGAGCUUGAGUAUGUCAAGAUCUAUGAUGAAGAACGCCAAUGCCACUUUAUCUUGUCACCGAACUUACUUACGACCGUGUACAAGGACCCGAAGAAGGCCAAGAUCAAGACCGUGCAAAAGUUCGUCGGUAAAGACCUUGUUGGCCUGGAGUAUGAGCCACUGUUUCCGUACUAUUACGAGGAGUACAAGGACCGCGCCUUCCGCAUUCUCUCUGACAAUUACGUCACAGCCGAUGCUGGUACAGGUGUGGUUCAUCAAGCCCCUGCAUUUGGUGAAGAUGACUAUCGCGUCUGUAUGGCGCACGGCAUCUUCACGAAGGAAGCACAGCCGCCAUGUCCUCUUGAUGAGUCAGGUCGCUUUGUCGAUCCCGUGGUGGACUACAAAGGUCUGGUUGUCAAGGACGCCGACAAACCCAUUAUCAAGGACCUCAAGGCGAAAGGAAAACUUAUUGUGCAGAGUGUGCUCACUCACUCUUACCCCUUCUGCUGGCGUUCUGGCACUCCGUUGAUUUACCGCACGGUGCCAUCGUGGUUCGUGCGAGUGGAGCCGAUCGUUGAAAAGCUGUUGGAGGCGAAUGAAAAGACGCUGUGGGUGCCCAAGACCAUCGGCAGCAACCGCUUUGGCAACUGGCUCGCGAAUGCGCGUGACUGGAACGUGAGUCGUAACCGCUACUGGGGUACGCCCAUCCCAUUGUGGGUCAGCGACGACCUGGAAGAGAUUGUGUGCAUUGGAUCCAUUGCAGAGCUGGAAGAGCGUGCUGGUGUGACGGGAAUCACAGAUUUGCAUCGUGAUAAGAUUGACCACAUAACGAUUCCAUCAAGUCAGGGCAAGGGCACGCUGCGUCGUAUUGAAGAAGUGUUCGAUUGCUGGUUUGAAUCGGGUAGUAUGCCCUACGCCCAAGCUCAUUAUCCCUUCGAAAACAAGGAGUCCUUUAUGCGCAGUUUCCCUGCCGACUUUAUUUCGGAAGGUCUUGACCAAACGCGUGGUUGGUUCUAUACGCUGCUGAUCCUCGGCACGCAUCUGUUUGGUGAGGCCCCAUGGAAAAACUUGAUUGUGACGGGUCUUGUGUUGGCGGCCGACGGUAAAAAGAUGAGCAAGUCGCUGCGCAACUUCCCUGACCCCUCUAUCGUGAUUGACAAAUACGGUGCGGACGCUGUGCGACUGUAUCUGAUCAACUCGCCCAUUGUGCGCGCCGAAAAUCUGCGCUUCCGUGAAGAGGGUGUCAAGGAUAUCAUCGCCAGUGUAUUUUUGCCGUGGCUCAACAGUUUCCGCUUCCUGCUUGCGCAAGUUGUUUUGCUCAAGAAAGAUACGGGCAUUGACUUUGUGUAUAACCCGCAUGCGAAGCCGGUCAACAACGUGAUGGACCACUGGAUUCUCGCGCGUUGUCAAAGUCUGAUCGAAUGUGUCCGGGAAGAACUCGGAAACUAUCGCUUGUACACGGUCGUACCGCGCUUGCUCACGAUGAUCAAUGAGCUCACCAACUGGUACAUCCGCUUCAAUCGCAGGCGCUUGAAGGGUGAGAACGGUGCAGAAGACACCCUGUCAGCCCUUAAUGCCCUGUUCGAGACACUGCUCACACUGUGUCUGACCAUGUCGCCGUUCACGCCGUUCAUCACCGAGAAUUUGUACCAGGGCCUCCGCAAGUUUAUGCCUCCCCACAAUACCGAGGGCGACAUUCGUUCCGUGCACUUUUUGCCUUUCCCUAGCGUCAAGGCCGAGUACCUCGACCCCGUGAUCCAACGUCGCUUCAGUGCGCUUCAAAGCGUUAUCGAGCUGGUUCGUGCGAUGCGCGAGAAGAAAAAUCUACCGCUGCGUGUGCCGCUGCGCGAACUUACCGUCUUCCACAGUGAUGCUCAAUUCUUGGAAGAUGUGCGCUCACUGUCGUCCUAUGUGGAAGAAGAGCUGAACGUGCGCGAGCUUGUUCUCACGAGCGAUGAAGCCAAGUGUGGCGUGUGCUUCAAGCUUCUAGCUGACUGGCCCACACUUGGUCGCAAGCUGCGCAAAGACAUGGGCAAGGUCAAGAAGGGUCUCGACCAGGUUACGUCGGCGCAGGCGAAGGAAUACAUGAUGACAGGUCAGAUCACGAUUGAGGGUAUCCCGCUCGGCGAGGGUGAUCUGCGUGCCAUGCGCUAUGUCGACGAGAAAAUGCUGCCACCACAUACGCUUAGCGACUCGGACGGUCAGGUCGUCGUGCUCCUUGACGGCCAAAUUCGCCCCGAGCUCCAGGCUGAGGGUAUGGCGCGUGACGUCAUCAACCGUAUUCAGCGGCUGCGUAAAAAGGCAGGCCUGCAGCCUACGGACGAGAUUGACUCGUACUAUCGGUUUACCGAGGGUAUGAAUGAGGCGCUAGACGAUGUCAUGAAGACGCAGACGGAUGUAUUUGUGCGAAACAUUCGCCGCGUCCCCCGUCCUGCCAGCGAGCUGAAGACGGAUGCGUCCGUCGUUUGUGAAGAGGAACAGGAAGUCCAGGAUAUCAAGUUCAUGCUUACGCUCGUGCGUGCGACGUAA